Molecule: messenger RNA, 1191 nt
Organism: Papilio xuthus (Asian swallowtail)
Lineage: Eukaryota; Metazoa; Arthropoda; Insecta; Lepidoptera; Papilionidae
Source: RefSeq, a predicted model, not a curated record
AUGCCUGAACAUUGUAUCUUUAAGGAUUUUUAUGGUCCUACUGGUUUAGCACAAAAAAAUAUAAUGAAAGGGGAUUUAAGUAGUGCUUUUUUGUUAUUAAUUGAUAACAAAAUCUUAGAAGACAUAAUUACUUUUACUGAAAAAGAAGCAUUCGAGGUUUUAGGAAUAGAAUGGAAAUUGACAAUAUCUAAACUUAAGGCAUUUAUUGGUAUACUAUAUGCUCGUGGGGCAUAUGAAGGCAAUACGUUAAGAGUUUCUUAUCUUUGGAACAAUAAAUGGGGUCCCCCUUUUUUUGCAAAAACCAUGAGUAGACGUGAAUUUACUGAAAUUCUAAGAUUUAUUAGAUUUGAUGACAAAAAUACAAGGUUGGAAAGGUUGAAGACGGACAAAUUUACACAUAUUUCUGAUGUUUGGAAUCGAUUUAUUAUUAAUAGCCAAAAUAAUUAUAGGCCGGGAGCUCAUAUAACCGUGGAUGAGCAAUUAUUUCCUACAAAAGCAAGGUGUCGUUUCACUCAAUAUAUGCCAAACAAACCUUUUAAAUUUGGUAUAAAAUUCUGGCUUGCAUCUGACGUUAGCACAAAAUAUGUUGUGAAUGGAUUCCCUUACCUUGGAAAAGAUGAAGAUCGAAACUCUUCAACUCCUCUUGGUGAGUAUGUAGUAAUGAAGCUUAUAGAACCUUUUUCAAUGAAGGGUAGAACAAUUACAACUGAUAAUUUUUUUACAAGUAUUCCUUUAGCGUUGAAGCUAAGACUUCUAAAAACUUCAUUUCUUGGAACGAUGCGGUCAAACAAAAAAGAAUUGCCCGAUAUCUGUAAACAGAAAAAAGAUGGAAUGGAGCGGUUUACAACUUUGUUAUUUCAAACCAAUGAAUGUUCUCUUACGGUUUACAAAAGUAAACCUGAUAAGAAAGUACUUUUACUGAGUACAAGACAUAAACAUGUCAAAAUUGAAAAUUCAGUAAAAAAAUUGCCAGAGACUAUAAGUUAUUAUAAUAAAACUAAAUUUGGAGUAGAUGCAACUGAUCAAAUGGCUAAGAAGUAUACAGUAAAAUCGGGUUCUAGAAGAUGGCCACUCCAGGUUUUUUUUAACAUUUUAGAUUUAGCGGGAAUAAAUGCUUGGAUAUUAUACAAAACUGCAACUGGUGAAAAAAUCUCACGGAAAGAUUUUUGUUUAGACUGGCAGAAGAAUUAG